AUGGCACCCUCCCAGCGCCCCAUGGUGCCGCGGCAGGACACGGGGAUGAUACCUCCGCGACAAGCUAUGGGCAUGCAGAACAUCUCCGUCGACCGCGUCCUACGCAAUUCAACCGAAAUCCCGUCCGGUCAGCCUCGGGUGCAACCAGUGCAGCAGAGCUCCUCCCCCCAGCCCCAGCCGGGUGCCAUGGCUUCCGUUCGGGCCGCAGCUCGCGCAGCAGCCCGUAGGGCGGGCGUGCCCGCGAACGCAAUCAUCACGCCGCCCAUCGCUGGUGCCGUACCCGGCUCGCGAAUAGCUGUCCCGCAGAACGUCCCUCAGCGGACGACAAAGGUCAGCGAGAAGCUGGUCCUCAUCCCAGACACACCCGACGACGACUCCCCCGAGGAUGACGACGUCGAAGAGGCCAUGGCGAGGGAGGAUGAGAGGGCCAGGAGGCAGGCAGUCAUCCAGCAGGAGGAGGACCGCCCACUUCGGGACGAGGAAUUGGACGUGCUCCGGAAGCGUGGUGGGAUCCGCGGCAAGAGCUACGCAGAACGGCUACCGAAACGACAGCGGGCAGAAAAGCUGUCGCGGCUCACGGCAUAUUGCACGGCUCAGGGCUUCAAGAUGAAGGCCACGGCUGAGUUUCUGCGCACUAAACACGAGGCGAAAACAAAACUUUACGACGACUGCCUCUAUGUGGUCUACCAUCUACCACUGAUGAAUGGCACAGAUGGGUACCGGGUGCGUAGCAGACCCAUACUCAAGACGCCAGGCACUGGGAAGACUGUUCUGGAUCUUGAAAUUGAGAGGAGUGAGCGGAGAGACGAGCACUACGGGUGGACCAAUGAUGAAUUCUCCGGAAGUCCUGGGGGUAUCUCAUCGAGCCCGACGAAUCUGCACCCGAUUGCGAGCAACGGAUCGGACGAACGAGGGCGGGACAUGGGACGAGAUGGCGACGAGGACCGCGCAUCCCUCAGCCCUAUUAACCGACUAGCCCCAGACGCCAAGAACUUCGCUGAGAUGUUCGUCUUCUCGUACGGCGUUGUGGUCUUCUGGAACUUGUCAGAGCACCAGGAGAAGGACAUCUUGGGAGAUCUCACUUUCGCCGAGAGUGAGAAGGGCAUCUCCCUCGCCACGAGGCCGUUCGAACCGGGCGAUUUCGAGACAGAAGAAUUCCACUUUGAGUACUCGGCAGACAUCAAACACCCUCGUAUCUUCAACGACAUGAUCACACUGCUUCCACGCUCGGACCACAUGGUUAAACUGACUAUCAGUCACGCCGUGGCGCAGAGUACGAAGCUUUGCAGCUUUGAGGAGAGGAUGUCUGAGACAAUGAAGCACGCUGAACACGUGCCCAAGAGGCUUGCGAUGACAGGCGAGUUGAGCAUGGGCAGGACCGAGAUUGUCAAAUUGCUGGGGAGAUUGUUCAAAAGCCGCGUCGACAUCAAUUUAUCAUCAAACAUUCUCCCCGUGCCCAACUUCUUCUGGGAGUCCGAACCAACCCUCCACCCUCUCUAUAUGGCCAUCCGGGACUACCUGGAGAUUGACCCACGGAUUACUGUCCUUAACGAGCGGUGUCGCGUUUUUCUCGACCUGGCUGAGAUCCUGUCCGACACCGUGGCCGACGCAAAGAUGAGCGCCAUCACUUGGAUCAUCAUAGUGUUGAUUGUCAUCUCCAUCUGCGUCACGGUGAGUGAAGUCGGACUACGUUUCGGCAUCCUGCAGAAGAGCAGUGGCAAGGGCGGUAGUGGAGACGGAACCGAGGGCAGCGGUAUUGGCAGCAGCAGCAGCAGCAGAGAUGUUGAGCGCACUGUGGCGCAAGUUUAUCAGCCCGGCAGCAUCGAGUUGAAGCUCGCCAGAGCUAAUAUCACCAUGGACGAGUUCAAGAGCUGGAUCGCGCUCAACGAGCAGGAGGGUGGCAAGAUGUGUGGGGGUGAGAUCGUUGGCCAAACAUUUGCAGGCGUGUAG
Molecule: messenger RNA, 1950 nt
Organism: Diaporthe batatas
Lineage: Eukaryota; Fungi; Ascomycota; Sordariomycetes; Diaporthales; Diaporthaceae
Exons: 2
Coding region: 1-1950 (649 amino acids)
Source: RefSeq, a predicted model, not a curated record